This is a messenger RNA of Pseudogymnoascus verrucosus, 3438 nucleotides long. RefSeq lists its product as uncharacterized. Gene Ontology annotation, cellular component: division septum; plasma membrane; cytoplasm. The record is from RefSeq and is a predicted model, not a curated record. The coding region runs from base 463 to 3081 and encodes 872 amino acids. Gene Ontology annotation, biological process: small GTPase-mediated signal transduction; cytoskeleton organization. Gene Ontology annotation, molecular function: GTPase activator activity. NCBI's taxonomy places the organism in Eukaryota, Fungi, Ascomycota, Leotiomycetes, Thelebolales, Thelebolaceae. The transcript has 3 exons.
CGACUCUAAACUUAGACCCUCCAAUUCCCCAACCUUGGAGCAGUGGCAGCCUAGACCCAAACGGUACAUUAGCGAACGUGGACAACUCGUGCUGACCCGGGACCUGAACCAGACUUAUAAACAACAAAACUGAAUCGCGCAGAACCUGGCAGACGUCGCAAAUCAAUCGGCCGGCUCGAGGACAAUCUCCUAAACUGUCGCUGGUGUUAUUGCGGUUCUUGGUUCUGUCUGUUGUAACGAUACCGCUGAGCGAAGCUUCACGAAACACAGCCCCAUCUGAGGUCCCUUCCUAUUCGACCUUCAUAGAGCUGCCAACUUUGUUGAUCUUUUCCUCGUCGCUCCUUUUUUUGCUAAAAACCACCCCUCCUGUACAUAUCAACCUCACCCCAAAGGGACGCGCGUCGCUUCAAUCGACUUCACGAAACCUUCACCAGUAGUCGCGAUCCCUCUCACGUGGGCAAGAUGCCGGGUUUCGCAGAUUCCUUCUGGUCCGCCGACUAUGCUGGAGGACUGGGAGUUCUCUUCGGGAAGCUUCAGCAGGGUGUCCUGGAAAACCAGCAGGUCCUAACGAUUGCACGAAUGCGAGCCGAAGCCGAAGACCUCUACGGGAUGCGUUUGGGCGAUAUCGGGCCAGCGACUGACAAGAUGACUGGCGGAUUCACGAGGGAUGACGGCGCAAGCCUCAAAAAGGCAUACGAUGGAGUCCGCAGUGAGAUGGAGGAGGCGUCGAAGAACCACCGAAGGAUAGCUUCGAGUAUACGCGAGCUUGUCGUGAACCCAUUCAGCCGCUGGUGCGACGCCCACGAGAAUCGGGUGCAGUCUUCGCAAGACGAUCUGCAAUCGCGGAUCAAGUACCACGACAAACAGGCCGAGUCGGUCAGGAAGCUCCGCAGCAACUACUUCAACAAGUGCCGUCUUGUGGAGGACAUUGAGGAGGAGAACAAGCUUGCGUUCCAAGACCCAUCAGGCCCGGAGGGGAGCCCCAAAGGAAAACAGAAUAUACCCGAGAUCAAGGUGGAGGAGAAUGAUGAGGAUGACGAGCCUCUGGAAAUCGGAGACGAGAUCUACCAGCCCGAGCAGGUUAAGAAGAUGCUUGAACAUGCCCUAAACACCGUGGCGCUUGGAGACACCAAGGUGCCAAUCCUUGGCACUUAUCAGAACACUACAUCUGGUGCUGGUAUUGUGGAAUAUCUGCAAAAGCACCUGGGUGCUACCACUAUCAGCCAUGCUGAGCGUGUUGGCCAGGAUCUUGUGGACCACGGAUUCUUGCGCCUGAUUGGCAACGUUGGUAACACUUUUGCCAACAGCAGCAAGAUGUUCUACCAAUGGCGGCCACGGGCAUUCCAGUACGCCGGCGUACCUGAGAAGAAGCAGACUCUGAACCGAACAUUCUCUCUCGCUCCCAACUCCGACUUUGCAGAGUCGCCAGUUGUUGGAGCUGUUGGAGAGUACCUUUCCGGAUGGAGCCUGGUUAACCAACAUCCAAAUGAGACCCCAGCUCAGCGUCUCCGAAGAGAAGCUGCCGAGGCGGAUGAGAGAUACAAGGCGUCUGUGCGAAAGUUGGACCUGCUAAGGUGCCAGCUCGAGGAGGCUAUUAUUGACCACCUCAAGUUUAUGGAGCGUUGUGAGCUUGACCGCCUAAAGGCUAUCAAGUCAGUUGUUCUUGACUUUUCUGGCGCAAUCAGCAAUGCCAUCCCAAGUCUUCAGUCAACCGUCGACAAGAUGAUGCUCUACCAAGAGACCGUUCAGCCGCUGGGAGAUCUCCGCUAUCUCCUAGAGAACUACCGCACUGGUGGCUUCGCGCCGAAAGUCCAGAUCUACGACAACUAUUACAACUCUGCCGAUGAGCAAACAUUCGGUGUUGACUUAGAGGCCCGCGCUCGUGCUGAUAAGAAGCGCGUCCCGAAUGCUAUCACCUCCAUCCUCACAUUCUUGGACAACCACUAUCCGGACUUGGAAGGUGACGAGGCUAGACGAGGCAUCUGGCUUGUCGAUGUUCCGUUGCAAAUCACUCAUCGCCUGAGAGACGAGAUCAAUAACGCAAAGCCGGUACCAAUGGAGACUCUCCAGCGCUAUGAUAUACCCGUAGUAGCAAGCGUGCUCAAGCUGUACUUGCUAGAACUUCCUGACUCCCUGGUCUCUUCCCACGUCUACGAGAUUGUUAAAACCAUCUACAACACCCCCGCCUCAGAGUCGACCGACUCGGCCCGUAUAUCUGUACUCCAAAACACUCUCAUCCAGCUUCGCCUCUCCAACAUCGCAACCCUCGACGCGCUCAUGACCCACUUCACUCGACUAAUCGAGCUAACCUCAGCCGACGAAGCCUACACUGCCGCCCUCGCCCAAACCCUCGCCCCCUGCAUCCUCCGCCCCCGCGCAGAGAACUCCCUAACACUAGAGGAGAAGCAUUCCUACCGCCUCAUCCGCGACCUCUUCGUGCACAAGAGCCAGAUCUUCAGCGAACUCAAGCGCGCUAGCUCGCUCUCCCACAGCGCGAAUAACGCCAACAAUAACCGUCCGAGAGCGAUCAGCACCGACGAGAGCAACCGCAAGGCAAACAUGGAGGCUAGGACGCGCGCUAUCCUCGCGGCGGGGGGGUCGAGGAGCAGAGCUACCAGCCCGGCACCGAGCCCGCGUGGGCAUAGGAGGGAUAGGAGUAGUGGGGGCCCGGAGACGAGGUUCCCCAUCCAGACGUCGCCGACUUUGACGUCUGAGACGCGUAACUCGAGGGGCUCGCUUGGAAGCACUGUAAACAGGGCUAGCUUGGAUAUUCCGGGGUCGAUCGAUUCCAUCUCCACUGGACCAGAUAGCCACUCUGCGUCCAGCGCGCUGCAGCAAGCUACGAAUGGAGUCAGUGAUUUCAACUCAUUCGGCGCAGGAGCGGCGGAUGUUGGCGCUGAUGAGGUAGGGGUGGAGAAGCGGAAUAGCCUGGGAAGACCUAGUCACCCAGUAGUUGGGAGACUGGCGACGGCGCGGAAGCCGCCGGCGUCGAGUGCGUUGAAUAGGUUGAGCGUUGGCGGUGGUGGCAAGCUCGAGCAGCCGGCGGGCGUUAGCCUCACUGAUAAGGCUAUGGAUGACUGAGUUAUGAAUGAUUGUUUGGGGGAAAGGGGCUACAUAGGAUGAGACGAAGGGCAGAUGAACGUUUGUAUGAUAUGAUUUUCUUGCUGAAGCAGCGCCGAGGGGCGAUUGCAAUUAUGAUACCUUUGAUUAAAUCAUAACUUUGUCAGAUAUUUUUAAGAUAUUGUGAAUCAUGCGGGGGAAUUUGAAGAUGUGAGAUUAUUUCUCAUGUUUGAGUAGGCCAAUUUUGUACGAAGUUACUGUGUAGCACAGAGACAUUGGAAGACGUGGUACUAUUUUGCGAACUGAGUCAGCCAAUUCUUCAUGAAGAUAUUGUGUAGCAAAAACAUUUUAGAAUACGAUUGUAUUCUGUAGACCGAG